AGAGGAAGCUGUGAUCACCUUUUGUUUCUUACCUGCCUCUCACUGCCUCAGAGUUACUUCAAGGAAUCAGAGCCAAAGACUCACAUGAGAGGUGUUUUGAUGAGUUUUCAAAUUUUAGCUGCAGAUAUAGUCUUUCACUGUGUGUGAAAGUGUAUGAGUGUGUGCAUGUGUGUGAGCUGGAAGUAUUUAUUGUCCAUCAUGAGUCUGAAAAGCAGGAGAUUCUCACUGGACAGCAAUGUCUGUCUGGAUGGAGUCGGGGUCCUUGGCGUAAGAAGAGGCAGCAGCAGGUUUAGCAGUAGGAAAUCCAAACACAGCCAGAGUCUGGACGAUGCCCGACUGGAGAUCCAGGUGCUAAAUCACAGCCUCAACUCCAGCAUUGCCCUCAGGAAGCAGACAAUAACAGAGGAGAGCAUUGACCGAUUAGAUGGGCUCAUCAACAGUAGUAGCUUCCUGAAGCAGAACAAAACCUUCCACAAACUGUUCCAAGAGAUUCCUGAGGGGGAGAACCUGACACACACGUUCACCUGUGCCUUGCAGAAGGAGGUGCUGUAUCACGGAAAAAUCUUUGUCUCUGAGAAGUAUGUGUGUUUCCACUCGUCAGUGCUGCUCAAAGAAACCAAGGUGGUGCUUUCUGCGUGCAGCGUCAGUGGGGUGAAGAAACAUAACUCUGCUUUAUCCAUGCUGUCUAUUCAAACUGCUGAUGGAGAGAAGUACACAUUUGUGUCUCUGAGGCACCGUGAGAUGUGUUAUAAACUCCUCCAAAGUCUCUGCUCAAAUGCACAGGGGGAGUGCAGCCCUCAUGUCUCCGCUGCAGAAAACGAAGCUGAUCAUGACAAAGCCUCCAGUUAUUCCAGUUUGGAGGACAGCGUGGAUCGUGAUCUGAGCAGACAGAACAGCAUUUGUCUUGACAACGGCUUUCCUCCGAUGCCUGGUGAAGGUCCUACAAGACGAUAUUCCACCCUCAACACCUCAACAGAUGACGACGACAGACGUUUGUCUGUAUCAUGGGUUUCGAGGAUCACUGAGAGGGUCACACCGCUCUCUUUCCUCAGAGAAGGUAGUAACGCCAGCGUUCUCGCCUACCUCUGCAUUAUGCUGAUGGUGUUGCUCCUGUUGACGUCCGGGUACAUUGGGCUAAGGAUCAUGGCGCUGCAGGAGCAGCUGACUGAGUUGACUUUACACCACGGAGAGUACCAUCAAACGUAGCCAGUAACAGCAGACUGUCACAAACAAAUCCUCCAGUGCACCUCUCUGUUAAGAUCCUGCUGUACAUUGAUCCCCAUCUAGACAGACUCCCAAAAGCAUCUUAGCAGUGAGACUCAUCCGUUUGACACACAGAAACAUCUCUCAGUUAAAUAUACAAUAUUGUGCACAAACAAGUCCGCUCGCAGCAGAGAUUGGCCUCCUGUGUUAGUGCCAUGUCAACAGAGCAUGCAGGUCAGCAGUAAGAUGCUUCUGGGAAGUCUGAAGCGGGCCACACGCAGUGAACUACACGGAUGACUGACUGCGUUGGCAGAGAUGCACCGGGACAUUUUUUCUGUUACGAGCAUGCUCGUUCUCUGCUGACAGAUCAGAUAUUGAAGAGAGGAUCUCCUGCACUGAGCCAUAUGGAGGCAGCCUGCUGAAGCCAUGCUCAUUUCCUGGCUGGUGAACAGCUGAGCUCAGCGAGCCGAGGUUGACGGAGUCUUGGCCGUCGUUUUCUUGGAUCAACACUGCAGGCUGCGACAGUGAGGACACACACACAGUGAUAUAAGCACUUAAUUGCUGCUUGAAUUUAUGUGUAUGUUUUGAAAUGAGGGUUCACAUCCUGUAAGUGUAUGCUAUAAUAUAGUGACGUUUUAAAGACUGUUAGUGACAGUAAUCAUCCAGCAGAGGGCAGUCACUCCUAUUAAACCUCACUGUUACAUGAGGCACCAAGGCAGGAUGUCACUUAGCACUUCAAACACCAGGCACUGAAAUGUCUUCAAAAUACUAAUGUUACAAAGAGGUUUGCUACUGUUCCUUUGGUCAAAUUCAUCUUGUAAAUUAUAUAUUUGAGAAUGUGUAAUGUUCAUCCACAUUUUGGCCAACAUUUGUAUGUGACUCUAAUCCAAUUUUUAUGACCAUCCUGUGAAUUCUGUCAAUACCUGUGGGGAAACAUAACUGGUUGUAUGGUACAAAAAAGUAUAAGGGCCACAUUGAGGAGACAAAAACUGCAAGAAUAAAGUCAUAACUUAAGAGAGAAAAGUCAAACUAUUUCACCAAAAAAGUGGCAAUAUGACAUGAUUAAACUCAUAAAUGUA
Epinephelus lanceolatus (giant grouper) is the source of this 2282-nucleotide messenger RNA. RefSeq lists its product as uncharacterized. The record is from RefSeq and is a predicted model, not a curated record. Lineage: Eukaryota; Metazoa; Chordata; Actinopteri; Perciformes; Serranidae.